AGAGAGAGAGAGACUCUCUAUCCAGACCAGAAAGAAGACCGCCAUAGCCAGACGCUGAAGCUCCCUCAACCAAUGGCGACUUCCCUAUCCAGCUUCCUCUCCUUCCUCUCGCCUUCCAAGCCGCCACCGACGCCGACGGCGACGCUGCCGGCGCCGGCGAGAGCCCCCCCGGCGGUCCUCUCUGUGUCCAGCCGCGGCGCCGGGGGCGGCCCCGCUCCCUUGGCCGCGGCGCCGGGGCGCCUGCCGAGCGAGCUGACGGCGGUGGUGAACCCGGCGCUCGCCCACGCGAACGCGCUCUUCUUCAGUGGCUACAACGUGCAGGUGACCGUGGACGACAACGAGCCGGAGGAGAGGCUGCUGAACAGGUUCAGGAGGGAGGUGAUGAGGGCCGGCGUUAUCCAGGAGUGCAAGAGGCGGCGGUUCCACGAGAACAAGCAGGACGAGAAGAAGCGCAAGACGCGCGAGGCUGCGAAGCGCAACCGCAGGAGACGUCCCUAUUCAAGAUAUGUGCCUCAGAACAAGGAAGAUACCUCAACUAACAAGAAAAAGGAAGAAGACGAAGAUAACUGGGACCUCCCAGAAGAACUUCCAUUUUGAUUUCAUCUACCCUUGCUUAUUUUUGUAGUCACAAGUGAUGCAAGGGAGCAUAAGCCAGAAUUGUUCUUUAAUUGAUUACUUGUGUCAUUAACCCUGAUUCUUUCCAACAUAAAUCUAGAUGCAUUAUUGCCAAUUCCUCUUGGAAACUUGUUAUGUAA
Molecule: messenger RNA, 755 nt
Organism: Eucalyptus grandis
Lineage: Eukaryota; Viridiplantae; Streptophyta; Magnoliopsida; Myrtales; Myrtaceae
Product: 30S ribosomal protein S21, chloroplastic
Exons: 2
Coding region: 73-597 (174 amino acids)
Biological process (GO): translation
Cellular component (GO): ribosome
Molecular function (GO): structural constituent of ribosome
Source: RefSeq, a predicted model, not a curated record